This is a messenger RNA of Clavispora lusitaniae ATCC 42720, 705 nucleotides long. Its product is annotated as 5'-deoxynucleotidase. Gene Ontology annotation, molecular function: 5'-deoxynucleotidase activity. Gene Ontology annotation, cellular component: cytoplasm. NCBI's taxonomy places the organism in Eukaryota, Fungi, Ascomycota, Pichiomycetes, Serinales, Metschnikowiaceae. The record is from RefSeq and is a predicted model, not a curated record.
AUGUUACGAAGACUGUUGUUCUGUCCCUUACUUGCAAGAAAAAUGUCAGACUCCCUUUGGCGCCCAGAGGCUGCGGUGCCUUCCAAAGUAAAAGAACUCUUAACCAAGAAGAGCCCAAUUAAUUGCAUGUUGGCGUUUAUGCAGAUUGUACGGUUAUUGAAGACCCAGCCGAGAACCGGUUGGAUCGACAGAGGCAUUCCUCUCAUAGAAACGGAGUCCAUCGCAGACCACAUGUAUCGUAUGUCUAUUAUCGCAAUGGCAGUGCCGUCAACAAAGGUGAAUAUCGACAAGUGUGUCAAAAUCGCUUUAGUACAUGAUAUUGCAGAAGCUCUUGUGGGCGAUAUCACACCUUUUGGAGGAGUUACCAAAGAAGAGAAGCACAGACGUGAGUUUGAAACUAUCGAGUACUUGGAGCUGUUGGUCGAGGGAUACAACAGUCGUUUCGCCCAAGAGAUGAAAGAAUUGUGGCUUGAUUACGAGGAGAUUCGUUGUUUAGAAGCUCGCUACGUCAAGGACAUUGACAAACUUGAGAUGAUCCAGCAAGCUUGGGAUUACGAGCAGGAACACGGCUUGAAGUACGAUUUAUCCGAGUUCUAUGAGUCCCGUCUGGCCAUCAAAACACAAGAGAUUGGCGAUUUAUGUGAUGAGCUCAUCAGACAACGUCAAGAAUACAUUCGCACAUUGAAAGCUGCUGUUCAAGCUUAA